Molecule: messenger RNA, 6111 nt
Organism: Liolophura sinensis
Lineage: Eukaryota; Metazoa; Mollusca; Polyplacophora; Chitonida; Chitonidae
Product: GRB10-interacting GYF protein 2-like
Cellular component (GO): cytosol
Molecular function (GO): protein binding
Source: RefSeq, a predicted model, not a curated record
UUACGGCCAUAUUGGUUUUUGUGCUGUCGUGGAGAGCAGACAAGUUGAAACACUUCGCAGCUGAUACCUCACAAGCAGAAGUUACAAUGGCUGACACUUUAAAAUUUGGUCCAGAAUGGUUGAGAGCCCUGUCUGACGGCAACAGUGUGGGCACCCCGCCCCCAUCACCAGCAGGCCCGGCAAAGUACAAACUAGCAGAGCAUCGUUACGGCAGAGAAGAAAUGUUAGCCUUGUUUGUGCCAAACACAAAGAUGCCAGAUGGUCUCAAAGACUUUCCUUUUAUAGCCUUGGAGAAGGCACAAGCCCCACUGGCCAUAGUUCCUGUAACAGAAGAGGAGCAGCGUAUUAUGUCGCAGUCAGUCAACAGUGCAGCUGCGUAUCGGAUGACAGGGCGGGGUGCCCCUCCACUGAGAGGGCGGGGUGGGCCAGAACGAGGACGGGGACGAGGCCGUGGUCGUGGUGAGGUAUACUUACAGAGGGGGAUGUCAUAUGAUGAUACUGACGGGUUUGGUCGACCUCGCCCUGCCAGAGGAGAUGCUUGGGAAGACGGAGGCUUAAAAAGAUACGAAAGGCGCUUUGAGGACACAAGCGCCAUUUCCCCACGCAAAGAGUACAAUCGUUCACUAAGCAGUGACAACUGGCGAGACAAGACUGAGCGAGAGGAGGAUGACGAAGGAGACUGGAGAAGGGCGGGUCCCAGAGAUAAGUGGGGGUCUCGUGGCAACUGGAGAGAACCAGGCCGCCCUACCUCUGAGUUUGAGCGCGGCAAGUCAAAUGGAGGCCUUCCUGAACGGGGUGGGUUUGACAGGGCACGAGUUUAUCGGCGAAGCAAGAGUGGCGAGUCGUGGGACGAAGAAGACGUGUUGCCAGAGUGGAGUAUGGCAGACACAGACGAUCUGGAUAAUGUGGGUACAUUUGAUGCCAGUGGGGCAUUUGUCUCUGUUAAAGAAGCACAGCGUAGGAAGAAGGAGCGGUCAGAGGGCUCGGCCAAGGACCGAGGGGACAUGGAAACUGCGGAGAGAAAAGACGGAGAGAACAACGGUCACAGCCCUAAAGCGGGUCAGCCUUCCAUAUCGGAUAAAUCCAAGAAGGAUGACCCUGAAAUCAUUAGAGAGAAGAAAGUGCAGUUAGAUGACAGAAACUUGACCAGUAACAACAGGCACGUACAAGAAGACAGGAUUACUCAGCCAAAUAAGUCCCCUGCAGAGCGUGUGAAAAGGGUUGAUCCUGGAGCUGUAGAGAUGAAAGCGCAGAUAUCUGAGUCCACAGUACCCAAACCUGAAGGGAAGGCUUCAUUAAAAACUUCCACUCCCUCUAGUCAUAACACAUCUGUUGCCAGUACGCAAAAACAGGGCAAUGUCACAAAAGACAAUAGCAAAUUUCAGACGGGUUCCAAAGUGCAAGACUCGAAAGUGAAAAAUUCUGCAAGAAACUCCGAGGCCUCAAAUGAUAACCAGGUGAACGCUGCGAGUGAAGAGGACACCUUGUUGCGGCUGGAAAAGGCUGCAGAAUCCAUGGUGGCGACAGUUACAGAUGAAGAUCAUGAAGAUGGUAAACCUGCCAAUACCUCAAGCUCUCCCAAACCAGAUGCGCCUCUGUCCAUUGAGAAGGAGAAUCCACAGAAGUGGUUUUACAGGGACCCACAGGGCGAAUUACAGGGUCCCUUUGCUGCUAACGAGAUGGCUGAAUGGUUCAGUGCUGGUUACUUUACAAUGAAUUUACUGGUCAAGCGAGGCUGUGAUGAAAGGUUUCAACCAUUAGGUGAACUAAUAAAGCGUUGCAAUGGAAGGGUUCCUUUCAUACCAGGGCCUACACCACCUCCCAUACUUAAUUCCCCAGUAAGUGUCCCUCCAGCAGAUGUACAGCAGCAGCAGCAGCAAGAACAGAUGAAAAUCUUCCAACAGCAACUACUUGCACAACAAUCACUCUUACAACACCAACUCUUAGUCAGGCAAUUUCAGAUACAGACCGUCCUACAACAACAGGAAGGGUUCAACAAGCUCAGUCCACAACAGCAACAACGGCUCGCUCUCCAGGUCCUUCUUAAGCAACAGCACUUACACCCAGACCAGCAGAAGCUCUCUCCACGAUCUCCCCCCAACGAACCCUCUGCUACCCAUCCAGUCUUUCAGAGAUCAUUCUCACAACCUGCUGAUCCUAGUCAACAAGGGGAAGAACCCUCUGUGUGGGGCAAUCCUAAUGUUCCAGGAAACUGGUCCCAGCCCACAAGUGUGUGGGAUUUAGAACAAACUAAACAGCCUAGAAGUGUUAAUGAGGCAGAAGAGCUGGAGAGGAUACGACGUUUAGCAGAGGCUCAGGAAAAACGAAAGGAAGAAGAAAUCCAGAGAAAGCAGUCAGAGUUAAGGAUGCAGCAGGAAGAGCUACGACGACAACAGGAAGAGAUACAGCGUCAAAAGGAAGAAAUUGAAAGACAGCGGCUGCUGGAUCUACAGAGGAUAGAGGAGGCAAGGCGACUAGAGGAGGAGGAAAAAUUACGUAAGGAGGAAGAGGAGCGAAGAAAAGUUGAGGAGGAGAUUCGAAGACAACAGGAAAUUCAGAGACAAAAAGAACUUGAACAGCAGCAAGAGCUUCAGCGUCAACAGGAAAUCCAACGCCAGCAGCAGGCGCUACGGCAGAAGGAACUACAACGUCAGCAGGAGCUACAGAGACAACAAGAACUGGAACGACAGAAGGAACUACAGCAACAGAAGGAGGCAGAGUUACUUAAACAAAGACAACAGGAAAUGCAGCGGAGACAGGAACUGCAACGACAACAGGAGCAACAAAGGCAGCAACAGGAGGCACUCAGGACGGUUCAACAGCAACAGCAAGAACAGCUGGCCAAGAUGCAGUUGCCUGCAUCCACAAACUGGGGCAGUCAGGAAAACACUGGAUCAAGCCAGACUGUGUCGCUGACAGAAAUACAACAGAUGCAACAGGAGGAGAGACAGCGCAAAGAGGAAGAGCUACAGAGGCAAACAGAGGCCCAGCAGAGGCAAAUGGCAGCUUUACAACAACAGCAGCAACAACAGCAACAAGCCAAGUCCUGGUCAAAACAGCUAACAUUUGCACCUGUCAAAUCCAAUAGUCCAAAGUCUCUGCUGGAAAUACAGGAGGAACAAGCUCGACAAUUAGAAAUAGAGAAACAGAAGAAACAAAAUCAACAAGUAAAGACUACUUUACCACUAGCUACUGCCACCGUUUGGGGAAAUGGAGCCCCAAUCUCAUCCAACUGGGCAUCAGAAGGAGCAUGGGGUAAUGCCCAGAGAAUCUCCAGCCCAGGUUUCUGGGAGGACCCCAGCCCAGUUGUACCCACCAAAAACACUACAAGUCGUAACAAGAGUGCUAAAAAUGUAGAUAACUUUCCAGCGCUGAGUGGAAAACCCUCCAGUACGUCCAAUAGGACUACAGCUAAGUCUACUGCCAAACCUGCCAAGACCUCUCGGGAUGAGGAAGCUGUCCAGCGGUUGUUUAGAACAGUCACACCUGAAGAUGAGUUCACACAGUGGUGUGAAAAGGUCCUGAAGGGCAUGGCUACUUCAGUUGAUGUGCCAACAUUUGUAGCUUUUCUACAAGAAGUGGAGUCUCCAUAUGAGGUCCAUGAUUAUGUGAGGUCUUAUCUGGGAGAAACCAAGGCAUCAACAGACUUUGCUAAACAGUUCCUUGAAAAAAGGAGCCACUACAAGAAUAAGGCCAAGCAACAACUGAAGGAAGAAGAGGACAGUAUUUGGGGCCCCGCUCCAGCUAUCAACCCCAAGGAGUCCCGUCCACUUAGCUCCUAUGGGGAUUCUGACAGUAGUAGGAACAAGAACAGGAAAGGCAAGAAGAAGAUGCAGAGGCUGGAUGCCAGUAACCUAGGCUUCACCGUGCACGCUGCACCAGACAGGAUUAAUGUGGGACAAAUCGAGAGUGCCGAGUGAAAAGCAGUUCAAUUAGAUCAUGGUGACAGUGUUUUGGGAUUUCCGUUAUGACAAACAUGGGAAAGCCAUGUGUGGAAUGUCUGAGCUCUCCUGACAUACAUAUUAAAAGAGACAUUACACAAGGUGGAAUUGAUAGAUAGGUCUAUCUAUAGUGCUGAAUCCUGUCUGGUCUUGUAAGGGCUGUAUUUGGUGCUGUGUGAGCUGCUGGCACCACCUUGUGCUGUGGUUACUAGGGGAGGACUGGUUCAAUGAGUGGUUAGAGUUGCUGGCCAAGGCAGACCAGUAUUACGUGUAGGGCGGCUCCACUCGGUGGAUGAUAACCAGCAGACAAUAAACCAUGAUUUCUGUCUAGAAGGACACAUGACUGACAAACUCCUGAGCUGUACCCCCCCCGAAUACUUGCCCCCUCUGCUACCCAGGCAGAAAGAUGUCAACUACCCAAAGACAGGGGCAGUUUGCUGUGAUAUCUUUCUUAAGUUUAGGUUUUCUCCCUUUAUGUUUUAUUUGGUCUUGAACAGCUUGUAUACGAGGUGUCAUGUGAUGAUUGUGUUAAUAAGUCUGAAUCUGCUACUAGAGCUCACUGUCCACUGACUGUGUCUGUUUAAGCUGUGAGAUUAAAAUAUCUAAAAGGUCUGCUAGUUCCCAUAACGUUCCUCAGUCACGUGAAGUAUGACAUUCGAAGAGUAGCAUUUCUAGGGUUUUGGUCACCUUUUCCUGAUAAAUAUUUGGAUUUUUCCUAAAAUGCAGCACAGAAACACCUGUCAGCUUUCAGUAUAUUUAUAUUAUCUUCUGUUAUUAGCACAAUAGCUAUAUUAAGUGAUUAAAAAAAAAAACUUGUAAUGGCAUUUGUACCCAAAUGAAAAAAAUAAUAUGGACUAUUUUAAAGGCUAAUAAGGGAGCAACAUUAAAUGUUUCAUCCUUAAUCCUACGCAGGAAAUUUUUGUUUCAUUUGCCAGUCAUUAAUAUAGUCUGGAUAUUUUUCUCAUUUCUGUAUGUCCACUAAACAAUCACUGUGAGUUGUAUUAUUCCCUCAGUUGGUGCACAGUUUAGCCAGCACUCACAGUGAGUGGUAUUGUAAAUUUAGCAGAUUGUAUGCAUGCUCAUCACCUUAACGAACAGUUUGAAUAAUACUAUGCAUAUUAUCAUCUUAUUCAUUCGGCUAAUGAAAGUAAACUUGUAUGGAGUGAAAUUUAUCACCGCUCCAAAUUAGAGGUCUGCUAUAAUACAAAGUGCGCAGCCAAACAUGCAACACAUUUAGUGACAACCAACCAAGAGGAUUUGAUGUUUAAUAAUGCAUUGGGAUAAUAUCCAUUUUUGGUCGUGUAUAACAAUGUGACUUAGUUAAAAUUUGGUCAGUUUUGAAGUCAGCACAGUUUCAUGUUGCAUUUUACAUCUCUCGUAAUUUAUCAUUGUCAUAAAAUGCUGGAAGUUAAGCACAUAAAUAUUGGUUAUGUACUCUUCCACCAAAAUUAAAGGGUGCUACUCUCAGAUUGUAUACUAUGUCUUGAAAUACUGUAUGAUACGGUAUUUCAAGAUGGUUUGAUGGAAAUGAAGAAUUGUUGAACAUGAUUGGGAAACAGGUAGAAAGGCUCAAAGAAGGUGAAUAUUAGCACUUUUGCUCCCUUACCCCACAUUCUGCCCAUCUUCUGGGCUAAGUAGACAAACUCUUUGGCAAUUAUGGUGCAUCGCCCCUGUAGGGGAGAUAACUUGUGUGUGUCUGUAAAGCUGUAUAUUUUCUUGUUACAGCAUGUAUGAAGUGUUGUGUAGAUGGGUGUUUCUUUGUACAUAUGGCGUGUUUGAGCGAAAGAGUGAGUAACAGAUUCACUUGAGUUCGAUGAAUGACAUGAAGAUGAUAUUUUUAUUUUUUGUGUGAAAGUUUUGUUGAUGUUAUUAAGAAUUCGGUCACAACAGUACUGAAAAUGGCCGUAUCUGAUUAGUAAUGUCUUUUAUCGAGGACAAGUUUGUUUUAUUUCUCUGUCAAUCCCCCCUCCCCAAACUUAACUUUACUUUCAGUUUUAAAGUUGUCCGUUAUUGCCCUCCAGCCAGAUCAUGUGACCUGGGCUGGGACACCUGGGAACGGUCUGUAUACAGCCUCCCAGGCCUAUCAUUAUGAAUUGGCCCUCGCAGGGAUAGCCAUUUUGUUAAAUAUAUCUCUGCAAUGAAAAAAAUAAAACAUUAAAGAUCUCAUUGA